CAGUGGAUGGAACAUAAAGUCUAUAACAGUCUAUUCUUCCUCUAUACAUAUAUCAUAAUGGCACAUUGGCUUAGGAAUACUUUACUUAUCCUGGCUGCAUGCUAUUUUGAUUGCAGAGGUGAAGAGGCUGUUGACCAGCAGAGUGGACAUGUUACUGCCCUUGAAGGAGGACUGAUAACACUCAGCUGUAACUACACUACCAGUAGUCUAUCUCCUGAUCUCUUCUGGUACAUCCAGUUAACUAGGGACACUCCUCAGUAUGUCCUGAGAAGAGAUCGUUAUUCAGGGGGGAGCAAUAGUGAUGAGUUCAAGAAGAGGUUUGAUUCCGGACUGAAUUUCACAUCUAGCUCUGUCCCCUUGACCAUUCAGAGGUUGCAGCUGUCUGACUCUGCUUGGUACCUCUGUGCUCUGAGGUCCACUGUGACAACAAUAAAUUCAGUCACUGUACAACAACACAGGGGAGAGUGUUGUUCAGACAAUGUCACAAGCUUCUCAAUGUUUGACGAUACACAGAAAGAGGAGGAGACAAGGAUUUCAUCAUCUCAUCAUUGCCUAGUUACAUCGGAGUGGUAUUACUCUUCUCCCACUGAUUUCACAGUAGCAGACAUGGAACCCUGGCUGAGGAAUGUACUGAUUCUUGCUACAUUUUGUUAUGAAUGCAGAGGAGAAGACACAGUCAUUCAGCCACCAGGAGAUGUGAUCGCUACUGAGGGAGAACAGGUCACACUGGGCUGUCAAUUUGAUGCAGUUAAUAGUAAUAAUCUCAACCUGUUCUGGUACAAGCAUGAAUUAAAUGGAUUCCCAGAGUUCAUGCUGGGACUUUUUUCUUUUAGAAGUACAAAUGCCACUGGAUAUGAGGAGAGAUUUUAUUCCCAUCUAGAUAAAGACUCAAAAUCUGUCCCUUUGACGAUCCAGAGGGUGCAGCUGUCUGACUCUGCUGUGUACUACUGUGCUCUGAAGCCCACUGUAAGAACAGGAUAUACAGCCCCCCUACAAAAACUAGUGGAGAUAGUGUGACUUCUGACAAGGAGGAGUAUACCCCCACUGAGGGAUCAACAGUGUCUCUGAGCUGUACAUAUGAAACAAGCAGCAGUAACAUCUACCUUUACUGGUACCAACAAUACCCAAACCAGGCACCUCAGGACCUACUGUAUAAAGGUGCCAGAGCAAAUAGUGUUGACCAUAUCUCUAGUCAUCGGUAUGAAUCUACAACGUCCCAAACGUCAACUACACUCAUGAUAAAACAUGUAACUCUGGCAGACACAGCUCUCUACUAAUGUACCCUGAAGGACAUCCAGCGAUACAGAGUCUCUGAGAGGAUGUAAAAAAAAACUAGAGCAACGAUAAAUGACUUGUUUUGGAUGAGCUUGUUGGUCACUUCUGUUGUUAGAGUAAGUAAAAAAACAUUUAGCAUAAUAUGAGAAACAUGUAUUAUGUACAAAUUAGAGAAUAUUAUGAAUAUGUAAAACAAAUCAUUUGAUAAUGCAUUUUUCUUCCUUUUAUUCACUUCAGAAGAUCCUGAAAAAUGAGUUGUGUUGUGUUUAGAGGAGGAGCUAGUAUGAGAAUGAAAAGGAGACACUCAACAUGGCAUGAAGGUCUUUCCUUAGUUCCAUCUUAUCUUCUGUCUCUAACAUUAACCAUGCUGUGCUGGUUCACCUUGUUCUUUUUAACAUUUGUGGGUAAUUAAAAUACAUUUAACAGUAAUAAUAAUGUGUAAAUACUUCCUCACAAGCUUGGAAAAAGAUCACUUUUAUCUCACGUUAGUUUUCUGCAAGUGAUAGUUACGGGGAUGGAAUUUUCUCCAACAGUCUUGAGGAGGAUGUGAUACAUGAUGGCAGUGUCAAGCUUUCCUGUAACUACACAUGAUCUGGUGGAGGCAGUGUCUUAUGGUAUCACCAAUAUCACACAUCUGCUCCCCAAUUCCUCCUCCUCCUCUCAGUGUAUUCAGCAUCUGCUGCGACAAAAGUUACUGCAGAUCCAACGUAUCCUCGACCAUCAGUUAACGUUGACAAAGUGGCCGAAUGUGUGGAUCUGGAGAUCUCCUCUGCUGACAGACUCUGCUCUGUACUAAUGUGCCCUGAGGCCCACAGUGACAGGACAGCCAAGACAUACUGUACAACCAGGGAAUAACAAUCCUUAUUGUGAACCGUUUAAAAUAUGUGAAUUAUCUGGCGUUUAACAGUAAUAAGGAUUACAACCGAAUACAGUUUACAUUACCAGAAAUGUAAUACUCAAAUUAAUAAAAUGUAAAUUACAAGAGUUAUUUAACUAAAUUUCUUACGCAGAGAGCCUCACCUCAGCACUAUACCAACCUCUAUUUCUCUGAGCAGGUGGCUCCUCCUCCUGACAGUGGAGGUAGUUGCAGGACAGACAGACAGCAGCCAAACACUACAUAUCACACCCUGCAGAUCACAGUACACUGUAUAUCACAUAUCAGUUUGGUAAACCCUCUUUCCUAGC
Messenger RNA from Oncorhynchus kisutch (coho salmon), 2460 nucleotides. RefSeq lists its product as uncharacterized. Lineage: Eukaryota; Metazoa; Chordata; Actinopteri; Salmoniformes; Salmonidae. The transcript has 3 exons. Bases 7 to 1017 code for a protein of 336 amino acids. The record is from RefSeq and is a predicted model, not a curated record.